GUUUGAAUAUUUGUUGUUGUUUAAUUUUAUCACAAAAAGAAUGGCAUCUGCGUCCACAGCUCAUAAAUUAAUAAUUCGGUCAACGAGAAAACUUCAAUAAAAAAAUGGAAUCUGAACCGGUAAUUGUGGUAGAUCAAGAAAAUUGUUUUAAUGAAGAAGAUGAAGAUAUAGAUGAUGUGGCCGGAAAUGGGCAAGGAUGUCCUGAUGAUCCUCCACAGGACCCCUUUUUUCUAUCGCCUUUUAGAGACAUGCGGAAACGCUCAUUACCAACACCACAAUGCACAUCGGGAAUAACUGCUAGUCAAGUGCGAAGAUUGAGCGAUCAAGGAGCGGCCGGUGCGGCUGCCCGGGAAAAGGCAUUCUUAGCCACGUUAACCAAGGCACCCGGGCCCUACACACCAGGUCGCCGACAUUCGGUUAUCACAAUAUCAAAGGCACCUAUGCCGUUGUUCGGCCGCAAUAGACGCGAAUCGAUUGCCGCAUUCCCCAGCAAAGGUCCGAGGGUGAACCGCAGGGAUUCAUCCGGUGGUGCUACGCCGUCACCCACCGGUAGUCAAUUUAACUUGCAGCUGGACAUUAUGGAUGACAUAGCCGAUAUCAAGGCGGCGCGGAAGGUCAGGAUGAAGAUGUGGCAAACUGAGGACAAAGAAAAAAUGUGCGAACUCCAAUCGAUGGACGGCGAAAACAAGCAAAUGUCUAGGUUCAAGGAGGCCAGGAGGUAUUCCAACAUCGACGUGUGCGAAAAAAUUGCUCCACCCAUACCGGCUCGACGACGCGCGUCUGAGCUGCCUUCCAACGCCACACUGCAAGCCGGCAAGUCAUCGGCGGCGGCUGCGUCGUCUCAAUCGUCCGGAAUAGUGUGCACGAACACCGAUCUGCUGUCGAUAAUGAACUCGUUGAAGUCGUCGGCCUCAAAAGCGUUGCAGUCGACCAAAGGCAGCCCGCGGCCACAACGGGGCAGCAGCAAGACCACGGACAGCAUUCCUGGCGGCGGCGGCGUCGACCGUCGUCGGGACGUGCUGCUCCGGUCCGGUCGGUCCAACAGCGUGGACGUGGCCAACAUAGGCGCGGCGGCGGCUAUGGCGGCCGCGGCCGCCGGCAACAGCACUAAGAACUGGUUCAGAAAAAUGUCCACCCGCACGGCGACCGCGGUGACGAUGGGCGGCCAGCGGGCGGCGGACGCCGAGUGCGCGGAACAGCGUCUGGCCACUGCCGGCGGCGAGUACGUGGUACAAAAGUCGCCGGUCGUCGUGACGUUCGCCGACGAACGGCCCAAGGUGUCGCUGUUGAUCGACCCGGUGCAGGCCGGUUGCAAACCGGACAAACACGCGGCGCCGCCGCUGUCCCCGCCGCCGCCGCCGCCACCGCCGCCACCGCCGUCGUCGUCGUCCGCGGCCGGCCAGAAACCGGCACCCGGCGGCGGCGGCGGCGGCGACGUGGUGAUGUGGGACCGGCCCACCGGUUCGGUGGUCGACGCCGAGGUGCUGGGCACGGCCAUCGAGGGCUUCUUGGCCGCCAAGAAGUCGGGCGACAGCGCGGACACGUCGCCGACCGCCGCCGACGGCGAGCUCCACGAACGCCUGCAGCAGCAGUCCGGCGGCGGCAGGCCCGCGGCCAAAGCGGCCGCCGACUCGAACGCGGCCACCCGCACGUGCGACACGUCCAUCUGUUCGUCGCUCAAAGAUCUCUUCGUCAAAUAGCUAUAAGACCGCUCGUGUCGGUCUGUGUGUAAUUAACAUCACUGCACUGUUGUUUAAUUACGACUAAUCGUUAUCGCGUUGACAAUGUGGACUGUAAUAUUAAUUAUGCAUGCUUUAUACACACGAAAAAUUCUCCCCCCGGUGAGCGAUCCCCGCCCGCGCGUGGUACGCGGUGCCCGGACUUUCGAGAUCGGUUUUUUAAUUAACAUCGCUCGCAACUGUUUUGUAAA
This is a messenger RNA of Melanaphis sacchari, 1930 nucleotides long. RefSeq lists its product as uncharacterized. The transcript has 4 exons. Bases 105 to 1700 code for a protein of 531 amino acids. Lineage: Eukaryota; Metazoa; Arthropoda; Insecta; Hemiptera; Aphididae. The record is from RefSeq and is a predicted model, not a curated record.